Molecule: messenger RNA, 1479 nt
Organism: Colletotrichum godetiae
Lineage: Eukaryota; Fungi; Ascomycota; Sordariomycetes; Glomerellales; Glomerellaceae
Exons: 5
Coding region: 386-1219 (277 amino acids)
Biological process (GO): mycotoxin biosynthetic process
Source: RefSeq, a predicted model, not a curated record
GUCAAACCAAUUGUGUCUUAGGCAAACGACAUGGUUGGAGCUACUCAAUAAUCCAUUACACUCAGCAGUGUCAGUAUUUCCGACUUCUAAGACAAGGGCAGGGGGCAAAGAGCUAGCGAACACCUCGCGUAGCCUACUACGGAUACACGACGAUGCAAGUUUCUCAGAUUUGUAGGCGAGGCAGCAUGGAGCAGAACUCUGUUAGAAUGUCUACCAGCCCGACUCCGCCGGCCCACUGAGAUUGAUCUAACCUUGAAGUCAGAAUGAGUGUGAUGAUUUGCAUAUAUGGCAUUGCACUCCGAUCGUGCUGCUGACUUCGUCGGCAUUUUCUCCGUUACCUUUUCGCUUCUGAGGUUUCGUCAGUCAAGACGACCAGUUAACAGACAUGGUUUUCAACAACGCCAAGGCAGAAUAUUCGGAGGUGCACCAGAGUGAAGAAGGGUCUGAAGGCGAAGGGAGCUCGAGAAUGCCGCCCCCGCCUGACCGCUUCACGCACUCUGCGUAUCGCAUGCUGAUGGUAUCUACCUUUUUGUGCUGCAUUGUUUCUGUGGCAAUUGGAUUCUUCCUAGGCACAUACGGCUUCAACUUGGGCUCUCGGCAGACCUCUUGUGCCACGGAGCCGAAGAAAGUCGAUUCUGCUACUGGGCUUGGCAUGGCCACUAUUGAUGAGGCACCUUUCAUCACCAAUGUACCACUUGUCCGGAAGAAGUUUGAGCAUGACUCUUCUUACAACUUCACAGCUCCGGGUGCGAACCAGAAGUGGCUCGAUCUGAUCUCAUUUGGCAAGCCUUUCGUUGCGUUGAAUGACCCGUCCAAAUACGGCCUGCCGGACUACUUCCACAAAGACGCUCUUCAACCCGAAGGUCUGCAGCCCGUGGCCUGGAACGUUUUCCACCAGCUUCAUUGCUUGGUUUGCAUCCGCACCACUUACAUGAAGCUGGCUCUGGACUUGGACGGUGGCUACGAUGUCUGCACACGCCAGCACAUUGAGCAUUGCUUAGAGAGUCUUCGUCAGGCAACCAUGUGUGCUGGAAACAUGAACAUGGAACGAUUUGAGUUCAUCCACUACCCGGGCCAUGAUGACUUUGUACCCAAGUUGGUCGGUCAGCACGAGAUGCAUACGUGCCGUGACUGGGACGCCCUCAAGGGUGCCAUUAAGAAGGUCAGAUCUGAAAACAUUCCUGUGGACAAGUAUGGGAAGCGUAUACCUCAACCGUAACCUCGCCAUAGCUACAAAAUCGGUCUAUUGAGCCUACACGCUUAGUGUUCCCAGUUCAACUCCCAUGAGUCCACUACGUUGGUGCCGAGGAUCUAUCUCGAGAGAAACCCUCUGCAAGCAGAGUUGGGGCAACGAGAAGGACGCCAGUGCCACUCAGAUAGCAUAUGAUCAGCGAGGUAUACUCCGUAGAUGAAACUAGUAGCUACAGGUACCAUUGUCAUAUAACCAUCUACAGUGGCUGCGUCAUUGGAGAUUUCCGU